UCCAAAAUUUUAGAACCCUUCGAUCAAGCCUGUAAAAUGUCCAUGACAAACAAAUGCACAAUUUUUUAAAUGGCUGUAAAAAUUCUUAAACCGAUGUUUUCUUCUUUCGUAGAUUUCAAGUAGAUCAAAAGAAAGAUGAUGCAAGUUUUCAGUGGGCAUCACAUCAGAAAGUUUUUCAUUGACGCUAAAAGCCUUAUAACCCAGAAACAUAUAAAAUUUUCUGAACCCAACACAACAUUCAGUGAAAUCAAUGAAAAUAUUGCAGCACUAUGCAGUCAUGGCAUGUUGAAAGAGGCAUUGUAUCUUAUGAAUCGAUCAAACAUGUGUUUAGAAGAAGGUGAAACUUUGGUUGAUGCACGUCAAGUGUUUGACAAAAUGCCUCAACGAAGUGCGGUAUCCUGGAAUUCUAUGAUUGCGGGGUAUGUACAAAACGGAAAGAUUGAGCAAGCUUUUGAGCUAUUUAGAUAUAUGCAAGGAGCAAACGUGGAGUUAAAUGGGUUUGUUUUUGUCAGUGUUCUUCGCGGUUGCAUUAGCCACGGCAGCAUUGAACAGGGAAGGCAAGUGCAUGGAUAUGUUGUGAAAAUAGGGCUCGAGUUGAAUGUUAUUGUAGGAAGUGUACUUGUUGACAUGUAUGCAAAAUGUGAUAGUAUUGAAAAUGCAUGCAAAGUGUUUGACAAAAUGCCUGAACAAGACGUUGUUUCAUGGACUACUAUGAUUGCAGGAUGUGCUCAGGCAGAUCAAGGAGAGAAGGCCUUGAAGCUGUAUGUUAAAAUGCAAGAGCAAGGACUGAAAGGAAAUCAGUUUACAUUGACAAGUGUUCUCACAGCAUGUGCCGGCAGAAUGAGUUUGGAAGAAGGUAUGCAAUUUCAUGCCUAUUUGAUUAAGAGUGGAUUUGAGUUAUCUAUUUUUGCAGCAAAUGCACUUGUUGAUAUGUAUGCUAAAUGCAAACGCAUAGAGGAUGCCUUCCAUGUGUUCAAUAAAAUGCCAAAGCGAGAUCAUAUUUCGUGGAGUACAAUGGUUGUAGGAUAUGGUCAGAAUAUGCUUGCUAAUGAGGCCCUGGAACUUGUUUGUGAAAUGCAGUGGGAAGGAGUGAAACCAGACAAUUUUGCCUUUGCUAGUAUUUUGAGUGCAUGUGCUGGCAUAGCAGCUAUAGAACAGGGGAUGCAGGUCCAUACCCAAAUAAUACAAAUGGGAUUUGAGCAGGAUAUAUAUGUGGAGAAUGCUCUCGUUGACAUGUACAGCAAGUGUGGAAACAUAGAGGCUGCAUGGAAUGUCUUUGAUAGCAUUUAUAACCCUAAUGUAGUCUCAUGGACCGCAAUGAUUACAGGAUAUGCAAAGCAUGGUCUUGCCGAAAAGGCAAUCCAACUGUUUGAGCAAAUGCUACAGGUUGGUAUUAUGCCAAACCAUAUAACCUUUGUUGGUGUACUUUCUGCAUGCAACCAUGUUGGCCUAGUUGAGAAAGGUUACCGUUACUUUGAAUCCAUGAUUCAUGAUUACGGCAUCACUCCUAGAAUGGAACACUAUGUCUGCAUGGUCGACCUUUACGGCCGUAAUGGAUGUUUGGAGGAGGCAAAGAACCUUAUUGAUAGAAUGCCAAUUAAACCUGAUGCUUUGGUGUGGCAGACUCUACUUGGUUCUUGCAAAGUACAUGGGAAUAUGGAACUGGGAAAAGUUGCCGCUGAACAUGUUAUUGAAUUGAAACCACAUGACUCGGCAGGUUAUGUGCUCCUUUCAAACAUCUAUGCCACCGCUGGCAGGUGGGAUGAAGCAGCAAAUGUGUGGAACACAAUGAAACAAAGAGGAGUUAUAAAAGAGCCUGCACAUAGUUGGGUUGUUAUCAAGAACAAGGUGCACGCUUUUGUUGCUGGAGACAGGUCACAUCCACAGGCAGAGGAGAUCUAUAAGACUUUAGAGAAACUGGUUGCAGAGAUGAAAGAGGCAGGCUACGAACCUAACACGGAGUCUGUGUUACAUGAUGUAGAGCAGGUGCAGAAGGAAAAUUCUCUCUACACCCAUAGUGAGAGAAUGGCCAUUGCAUUUGGGCUUAUGAGUACACCUGAAGGGACACCUAUCCGAAUCAUAAAGAAUCUUCGUGUAUGUGGUGAUUGUCAUGAAGCUGCCAAGUUUAUCUCGAAGGUUGUUCAGAGAGAAAUUGUUAUAAGAGAUACUAAUCGGUUCCAUCAUUUCAAAGAUGGAUUAUGUUCAUGCAGAGACUAUUGGUGAUUUAGGACAAUACAUCCAAUUAAGUUUAUAAACCAUCUACAUGCUUGCAGCAAGGAUAUGACGGAGAACACUUCUGCUUUUGAAUUUAAUAGAGGAGACAAUGUAGGAUACUAAUGGACUCUGUGAAUCUAAGUGAAAGAAUGGAGCACGGCUGAAAGAUAGUAUCUGUUGAUGUGGAACGAAGGUGGAGUGUAAAUUUAACUGCUGACGUCUAGCAUGAACUACAAGGACCUUCCUAUGGUUCAAUUCAUAUUUGCAAGACCUGGGCACAGAUCCGGCAGAUCGAUUUUUGAGUCGAACUUGAACUCAACACUGAAAGCAAAUUGAAAAAACUAUCAUAAAUAUCAAGUUUAUUAUGUCGAGAGGUAUCUACAAUGACAUCAAAGUGCCCAUAAACAAAAAUCUAUUUUUGAAAAAAUUUGACAUGCAAAUGACAGGUAAAUGCAUGAAAUAUGCCAUGUUUCAGCUUUUGUGGAGGUGUUAUUUUAUUACUCCAACUAAAAUAGAUCCCUCGCCACUUGUUUCCAGCUAGAUUCACAGUUUUUUGCAUGGAGGACUUUAAUCGAUUUGUAUUCUUCAUGUUUAGCAUUUUAGAAAAACAUUUAUUUUAAGAUGAUUCUUUUCUAUUAUAAGAUAUCUCUC
Messenger RNA from Cryptomeria japonica (Japanese cedar), 2865 nucleotides. Its product is annotated as pentatricopeptide repeat-containing protein At3g24000, mitochondrial. NCBI's taxonomy places the organism in Eukaryota, Viridiplantae, Streptophyta, Pinopsida, Cupressales, Cupressaceae. Bases 136 to 2223 code for a protein of 695 amino acids. The record is from RefSeq and is a predicted model, not a curated record. The transcript has 2 exons. Gene Ontology annotation, biological process: RNA modification. Gene Ontology annotation, molecular function: protein binding; RNA binding; zinc ion binding.